Medicago truncatula (barrel medic) is the source of this 4113-nucleotide messenger RNA. Its product is annotated as helicase protein MOM1. Gene Ontology annotation, biological process: heterochromatin formation. The transcript is spliced from 5 exons. The coding region runs from base 966 to 1922 and encodes 318 amino acids. NCBI's taxonomy places the organism in Eukaryota, Viridiplantae, Streptophyta, Magnoliopsida, Fabales, Fabaceae. The record is from RefSeq and is a predicted model, not a curated record.
UUUUUUGAAAGGUUUUUCCAGUUUGUUAUUCCCCCACACACACACUCCUUCGUAGUACUUACUUACAACAACUACUUUCUUUUGUUUUGUCACAAUAAAAGUGUGAUAGAGAUAGAAAUUUCAUAUCAAUCUUAGUACUCAAAAUUAGUCACAAUGGAGGAAGGGAUUGAUGUAGGUAGAGGACACAAAACCCAUUAUAAAACAUUGCACCUACAAAACAAUGACAAGAUAAAAGGAAAAGCAAAGGAGCACAUGAAUAUCAGCAACAAUAAUGUUGAUGAUCAGCCUUCAUCCAAAUCUGGAAUCAAGGCAGAUAAAUCUCAGGGUAAUGAUGUUGAAUCUGAGAAAAACGGCAGAGUGCAUAAUGAGUCGAGGGGCUUACAUGUUUCGCUGAAGCCACAGAUGACAAAGCUCUGCGAAGUUCUUCUUCUUCCAGAUAAUGUCAAGACUAUGGUUGACAACUUUCUUGAGUAUGUUAUGAACAAUCACCACUUCAAUAUGGAAUCCGUGUCAAUAUUACAGGCUUUUCAAAUAUCUCUGAUUUGGACUGCUGCUUCUUUGCUAAGGCACAAAGUUGAGCACAAGGCUUCUCUUACUCUUGCAAAACAGUAUUUGAAUUUUGACUGUAACCAAACAGAUGUGGACCACAGGUAUUCCUUGCUGCGGUGUUUAAAGAAAAUAUUUGUAUAUCGUACAGGCACUUAUAAUGAUACUUCUUCUCCAAAAGCUUCUAAAUCAUUGAACGGAAUUUCAUGUUUAGAAGUGGCACGGGAGGUUGAAUUAUUCAACAUAGAUUUGUCCAAAAGCAUUAGAAAAAUUCAGAAAAAGUGAGAAAAAAUUCUGAGUAAGAUACGCCUUAUGCACCAAGAAGAGAAACAUAGGCUGAGAGUGAUGAAUGAAGAUGAAAAGGCUGAACUGGAGAGAAAAUACAGUUAGUAGUGACUCGAUCCUGCUCUCCUAAUGAGAUGGCGAGAACUGAAACAGUCAAUAUUUUGAAUAUUGACCAUCAAAAAAGGAUUGAAGAACUGAAAUGUCAGCAUGAAGCAAGUCUCAAGGAACUCGAGGACAAACAAUCAGCUCUUAUACUAAAGAUUCAAGACUGGGAGGCCACUUGGGUGGAAGAAGUGAAGUCUUGGGCAAAGAAUGAAUUACGAAACAUGGUUGCUUCAAAGGAACCUGGGACUGGGAUUGAUUACUUGCAGAUGUGUGAUAAUGUGGUUGAAUCCAUGAUAGAGGCUGGGGAUAUGGUUACUGAAACCAAUUCUCCUUCAGUUAGUAAAACAGUUCUACUACAAAAUUCUCUGGUCAAAUAUGACAGGGCUAAUGAAAUGGACAUCUUGGUUUCAAAUGAUCAACCAGUCUCUGGAAGUGAGGACCAUAAUGCAACUGAAAAUCAAUAUGUCAGUCAGGAAAUCAUUAUCUCUAAACAUUCCCAUUCCAGAGAGCAGAAUUCUGAUGUUGCUACAAGCAUGACAGAUGAAGAUAAUAGGUGUGCAAAGUUUGGCCAUGGUUCUCAAGAUGGUUGUGAGAUGCCUAGUUUAGGUAACACGUGCUUGCCAGAUUGUGAGAAUGCCACACAUCUAGAGCACCAAUGUUCUGAUGGAGUUUCAUCAAGCAUACCUGAAGGGAAAAUUCUUGUUGAAGUGCAAGAAACUAACAAUGAAGGGGACUCUAUGUGUGUAUCAGAAAUACAUGUUCAAGUUGAAAUGCCUGUGACUGACAGUGUUACUGAUUGUCUGCUGCAGAAUGCAACUCAUCUGAACCCUCCUUCAUCUAUUGAUCAAAUAUCUGACAGAGGUUCAAUAGAUGCGCCAGUUUUAGAUGGUGUUUUAUCAUUAAAGCCUUGUCAAGCUGAUUGUUCAACCAGCUGUCAUGAUAAAAAUUUCCCUUUCAAAUCCACCUUUGGAACAACAAAUACCUGAUGGAGAUGUUCCUUUUAUAGUGCCAGAAAAUAGUCAUGCAGUGGGUGAUUGUGACAAGGGUAUUGGGCCUUCAACAAAUGCUACGGCAGCUACGCUGGUAGAUAAUAGUACCACAAAUGCUAUAGUGACUUCAGUUAAUGUCAUGGAGCCUCUAGGACAUGGGAAACAAUUGCCGUCUGUGGAGUCCGCUGCUGACAAGGAUUCAGAUGGGGAAAUGCAAAAUUCUUCUGAACAAAUUCAACUGGCCUCUAGUUCAUCUGAUAUUGUACCAGCCAAUCAAAUCACAGUGCCUUCAAAUCAGGUGAAUCAAUUAGCUCAUGCAGAGCUCUCUUCCAACUUGGUUAUGUCGGGUUUGUCUAAUGUUCAUUUAGCAACUGAAGAUGAACAUCAGCUGAAUAGUAUAUGCGGUCUCCCCGCUAAUCAUUCUGAGCAAUCUUCUGUGGUUCCAAAUAAAGAUGUUGGGCAAUCACACUUAAAUUCAAAUCUUGAUUUGCUUACAGCCAGCAGAGUAAGAGCACAGUCUGCCAACCCAAGAAAUUUUUCAAUUCCUUUGGCGAUGAAAAGUCAUCCUAUCCAAUCUAAAACCCCUUCACCUUCCAGAAGACUUCCACAUUUGUCCCAUGAUAUUGAAUUCAAAAGAAUACAAAAAAUAAUAGAGAAAACAUCGAAAAACAAUGAAGACAUGAAAUUGCAGUUGAAAUCUGAUUUUGAAAAGGAAUUAGCGGAGCUUCGGAGAAAAUAUGAUGUCAAACUUCAGGAGAUUGAAGUUGAUUACAGAAGCUAAAUUUCAUUUCAGCUCCUUUCCAACUAGAUUUCGUGUUGGUUUAUUUAUUUUUCCUUGCCGUUGUGUUUUUUUUUGUCAACUGGUCAAGUUUGAACCUAAGCCUGAGUUGGCAGAUACUUCUAAGGUUUUGAGGAGAGUUCUUGCCUUGCGCUUAUUUAUCUUUUCCUAGGGCAAUUUUUAAACUAAAUUAUACGUGUGCAGUUUUUGAAAAAUUAAUCAUAUACGGAUUGUUUCAGUAGUUCUGUGGUAUUAUUGUUUUCAGUUGUUUAGAUCACUCUAACAUUGGGAUAGGGCGACAAAUUUACAUACUUAAAUCUGUACUCUUAUGCAUGGUUAUUUCGCAUUCAUAUCUUUGUUUAUGUAUUCUAUUUAUUAGCAGGCAUACAAAUCACUAAAUAUGGAUAGCUUGUAGCACCGAGUUUUCUAUUUCGAGUAUUUUUCUAACCACUAUCUUGAUUUCAGAUUCAUUUCCGCAGCAGUUGCAUCAACUUUCGAGACAACAAGUUGCUAUUCGACCAUUCUUGGUUUCUGGUUCUUCUUCCGGUGAGCCUCCUUCGACCAGUUUGCCAAGUCCCUCCAUUGCUCCUAACUCGCAACAUAUGUUACCACCUGGUUACAAUAUGUCAAGAACUUUCUCCGGUGUCUCUGGAAGACCACCUCUAAUAAACACCACUAGGUCUUCAAUUGCCCAAGAUAUUCAAGGUGUUGAGUUACAUGCACCAGCACCACAUCUCCGUUCUUCUAGACCCUCAAUAUCUGUUCCACCUUCCAAUUUCAAUCCUCUUCAACGCGGGAUUCCAAGUCAGACAGCACCUAGUAAUCUUCGAGCACCUUCUCCCUCGUAUGCUCAUGUCUCACUCUGGCAAAGACCGCCAUGCUAUCAGUCUGAUCCACAAAAUGGGACGCCAGCCUGAUAGUGCAGGCAGGUUAGCCUCUCCUAACUUACCUGUCUCUGGUUACUUGGGAAUGUUAGCAAUCAAUCUACUAUAACAUCCCCGAACGUUAUUUCCCGUUUGUCAGAUGUGGCUCCUGCUAACUUAUUCGGAUUUGGGCCUAAUUGCAGUAACAUGGUGGCUACCUCGUCGCAUCAAGCUGCAUUUCCGAAUUUAGCAUGUUAUUCAGAUGAUGAGUGACCAGACAAUUGUCCUAACACCUGACCAUGAUAUAGCUUUGUUUAGUUUGGAGGUUAUAUUGAGGCUGAUGGAAGUGUCUUGAAUUUAUUUUGUUUGCUGGGCUAACUGUUUGCUCUAAUUAUUGAGAGUAAAAUGCAUAUAGGUAAUCAAGGGUAGCUUCUUCUUUAGCUCAUUGAUAUUCUGAUAUUCAUCUAACAAAUUAUUAUUAAUUAACAAUAUGAGGUGACUUUUGUAAAAAAAAAGUAAUCAAAAUUCUGUCUGAUUUUCAUCGGAA